AUGCACGUUUCUCACUCCCAUUGUUCUUCACCGGCUACUAUCAACAGGAGGUCUUGGCGAGGCAAAAGCACUAUUUUCUGUAAUAGUCGUGGUACGUUCUUCAUUCUAACACCGCCAAAAGACAUUCAGGCAGGACAUGAUCGUGUAGUCUAUAUCGAAGGGAUGCAAAGUAUGAAAAGACCGUUAGAAGUCUGUAGUCUAUAUCGCUUGUUUCUUAGCAUAAUUGCAGCUCUUCUUUACCAACCACUUGGUGCUGCUUCAGUCGUGGUACCCAGUACCAGUUGCUAUGUUCUUGACAACUCCAGCCACAUUUACGAUUUUAGUAGCUGGAUUGGAUAUACUUUGGAGUAUGAUGGGAAGGAUACUGAUUUGGCCAUUCGGUUUUGUAAAGAUGUGGAGACUAGAUCGCAACUGGGCUAUGUGGAUUUUGGCAGAUUUGAUAAAUUCAACUAUUUUGUUGCUGGUUCGGGACGCGUUAACUUUGUUCAAGAAUUUUACAAUGGUGACCUGCUGAAUUGUGAGCAUGGUUAUGACAAGAUGGGGCGGACCGCACAUGUAAAUAUCAUAUGUGGGAGUUGUCUAGAUGGACAAUGUAAAGGGGGAUUUGGAUGCAUAUGCAAUGUCACGUUUGAGUCAACUUGCAGAGUACUUGUUGAACUUGCCAUCCCAUGCGAAAAACAGGGUCUACGAGUAUUUGAGGGCUUCACAGUUGGUUUUCAUCCACGGUCAUGGGAAAUUGUUAACAAUGGCAUGACUCAACUGGGUUUUGAAAAGGUGUACAAAGAAUUCAGCUUCAAAACUGAACCGACUCAUGUAGACCUUUAUAUGACUGCAAUUGCUUCUCUUUCAAGUUUGGUUCAACAACCAAUCAUUAAGAUUUCGCCAGAACAAGGUUUGGAGGUCAGGUUGUCGGGUUCCGGAGCAACCGGGAGUCCACCAACAACUUUAACACCCACUAUGUUGAUGGUGGACUGGAGAUGUGAGAAGGCUCGGGAUAUUCCUUAUGAAGUUGAGAUUACUGUCCCAGUAGAGGGUUAUGACCCUAUUCAAUUUACUCUUACAAAGAUGUGUGAAUAUAGGCAGGGUGAAGGGGGAAAUGCUACAAGGGGAUGGGCUACAUUUGGAGUGCUUUCCUGCAUGUAAGCAAAUUUCAACUUCUUUUUUCAAUCUGUCAUGUCAUGAAUAUCAUAUGUUUGAAUAUGCAUGCAUCUGCAUCAUAUGCAGUGUUGGUUGGCAUAUGUUGCAUACCGAUGGUGUUAUUGGCCAAACUACUUCUAGAAUGUUCCUACAGGUGCUGUAAAUGGAUUAGUGAUGCAUAUAUUAUGCUAGUUCAAGGCUGUACUUAUGUUUCUAUCUCUUCUUUCAAAGUUAUAGAUCCUUUUGGUUACUUAAUUUCUUUGCCUAAUGGCAUAUGAACAAACUGGGUGGAGCAGCUUCCUUGUUUUUUCAACACUCUUCUGUUGCGGAGGGUUUGUUUACAAGACACGAGUGGAAAACCAGCAUGGGCUUGAUGCAUUGCCAGGCAUGACAAUAUUAUCAGCAUGUUUGGAAACAGUGAGUGGAGGAAGUCACAGCUAUACCCUCCCAGGAGAUGCUAACAACCCUUUUGUCAAUCAAGCUUCAUGGGAACGCAAGCCUGCUUCUAACCAAGGAACAUGGGGAGCAAGUGAAACAAAAUAUGGGUCAAUAUGACCUGACACGCUUCGAGCUUCAAUGGAACACCUGUCUUCUUCUGAUCAAGGAACGGGGACAAUAAGUGAAACAAAAUAUUGGUCGAUAUGACCUGAACUGCUUCUUAGAGCUUCAGCUCUUUAUCUACUUUUACUCGGCGAUUACAAAUAUAUGCAAGAGAAAUUCUCACAAAUUCACCUGCGUAGGAAACAUUUCUCUUCUUAUUGUUUCCUCUUCAUCUCAGAGCAUGCAGAUAGGCUGAGGCCUUAAAACUUGUUUUGUAAACUUAUUUUCUCCCAGAAGAUUCAAAAGCACUGGAUUCAUGUAUCACACUUGAUUGAAUAGUAAAGAUAUUAAAGGAGUCUUUUGCUUGUUUGACACAAUGUUAAAAAGAAAAUUUUCCUUCUCUGUUGUGCACCAUUUCUUCUCUCAUGUACUCUGCU
This is a messenger RNA of Ilex paraguariensis (yerba mate), 2114 nucleotides long. The record is from the annotation of a GenBank genome assembly. Lineage: Eukaryota; Viridiplantae; Streptophyta; Magnoliopsida; Aquifoliales; Aquifoliaceae.